Messenger RNA from Clonostachys rhizophaga, 543 nucleotides. The record is from the annotation of a GenBank genome assembly. NCBI's taxonomy places the organism in Eukaryota, Fungi, Ascomycota, Sordariomycetes, Hypocreales, Bionectriaceae.
AUGGCUCUCAGGUCGGCAUGGUCACGACUGAGAAACCAGUCCUCAUUUGCAAAAGCGGUCACUUACAAUCUUGUCGGCUUUGCAACAUGGAUACCGGUGCUGGCCUGGAUUAAUCUGUAUGUGGCCGAGCUCACCAUUGUGGACGGGCCUUCAAUGUAUCCGUUCCUGAACUCGGAUAAGGACUCGACUCUGCGAAGGGACGUUGUGUUGAAUUGGAAGAGAGCACCCCCGGAGACGCUCCAGAGGGGGAUGAUCGUUACCUUGAGGAGCCCUCUUCACCCCGAGGUAACUGCCAUCAAAAGAGUUGUUGCUUUGGAGGGCGAUAUUAUCAAGACAAAACCUCCUUAUCCGGUACCAACAGUCAAGGUGCCCGCUGGACAUGUUUGGGUUGAGGGAGACGGUCCUCUCGGCUCAAGUCUAGACAGCAACACGUAUGGGCCGAUCUCUAGGAGGCUUCUCACCGGAAGAGUGACACAUAUUGUGUAUCCCUUUAAGAAGUUUGGGAAGAUCAAUUGGCGCGAACACGAGCGGCCUCUCGUGUAA